Messenger RNA from Brassica rapa (field mustard), 6666 nucleotides. Its product is annotated as potassium transporter 9. Gene Ontology annotation, cellular component: membrane. Gene Ontology annotation, molecular function: potassium ion transmembrane transporter activity. Gene Ontology annotation, biological process: potassium ion transmembrane transport. The record is from RefSeq and is a predicted model, not a curated record. NCBI's taxonomy places the organism in Eukaryota, Viridiplantae, Streptophyta, Magnoliopsida, Brassicales, Brassicaceae.
AGAAGCUUAUAGCAUCGUCAAGUCCUUUGAUCUUCAAGUAUGAGAGGCAUCUAGAAGCCCAUGGACAAGCAUACGAGAUGUAAAGAUGGUAUCUUCCAGAUUCAGCUGGAAACUGAGAGUUGGAAUCUCUUCAAGUAGUGAACUUUGUAGCGAGAGAGAGGAAGCUGUUGUGGCUGAGGAUGGUGGAGUAAGACAUCAACUAAAGCUUCUAUAUAUUAUGUUUCAGCUAAUACAGUUUAUAUACAUAGAUCCAAAAGUUUUAGAGAGUCAAUACUGGCGACGGCUUAUGUCAUUGCUAUGGUCACGCCCACCUGUGAUCAUUAGAACGAUAUACAAUUCUUAGAUUAGUUACAAUACGACGUCGGUUGGUCCACUAACCGAGUCACCUGUGAUCAUUGCUUUUGUCACGCCCACUAACCGACCUUUGCAUUAGAAAAACAAAACAAAAUAGGUUCGUAUCUUUCUACUUACAAAGUUGAUAUCUAUUAGAAAACCCACUUCUUUGUGGUGAAAACUAAUGUACUUUUUACAUGGGUAAGAAAAAGAGAGGUUUUGUACUUCUUUUUUUUUUUUUUUUUGCUGAAAUUUUAAAUUGAUUAUGAACAAAGAAAAAAAUUACAGGCCACUAAGGUUUAUACUUUCAAUCAUGAACACCAUCAAUAAAAGAAACUGGAAAUAACUGGAAAUAACUAGGAGGUUUUGUACUUCGCUGUCUUAGAAUCUUGGUAGAUAGAUUCACACCCCUUUAUUGGUGAUCAUAGUCGAAAUCCAGCUCUCAGUCUUUCAAAUUCACUAACAGUUGAUAAAAAGCGGUAUGAACUGAUUUACAAUGCAACAAACAACAUUCGGCUAAGGUAACACGAGCUGCGGCUCCAACAAUUUCUACAAGAACAGAGCUGCGGCUCGACUUUCUUCUCCACAAUUAGCUAUAGUAUUAUUAGAGAUAUAAGAAGAUGGAUGGUAAGUAGUAAUAAAUGGAGCACGGCACCAUCAUAAUUUAGUAUGAUCUAAAGUAAAUGAUGAUCUGCAUGCAUAUAGAAAAAGCAGUCUAAAAGCAACCACAUUACCCUUGAAAAAUUAUUAAAAGAGAAACAUAAAUUUGGAUUCAGUGACCUGGUUUCUUUUCGAAAGGGAAAAAAAAAUAAUGAAUAAUGCAACCAAUGUUAAUCAAACCUUGGAUUGCAAGGUUAGAAAAGUAUAACUCAGAGCCAACGUGGCAACACAGAGUUUUAGGCUCUAAUUGAUAUGACUAUUUAAAAAAUAUUAUUGACUGUGCCUUCCCAAACUUAACGAGAAAUAAUAUAUGCUCUACCGAAAAAAAAUGAGAAAGAAUGAAAAAGAAAUUAUUCUUUAUAAAUUGGGUAAUUUUAUAGGAAUGAUAAAAAAUUAAAUGUUCCUCAUCAUUUAUUUCGUCACCAUUCAAAAUCUAAUGUUUCAUGUACAAAAAAAUAUUAAUAUAAUGCUUAUUUUAUUAUUAGUAGUAUUAAUUAUUUUUGUCCGUAAAGCCUUCUCGCUCACCUCUAAAAUCUUCAUUUUAUCUGUCACCAAAAUUCAAAAUCGAAAACUUCAUUGUAUCUCUAGCUCGCUCUCCCUGUUGAUUUCUUCAGUUUCCUAAACAAUGGAGAACAGAAAGCGCAAGGAUCGUUCAUAUUCUUUAAGUAUCAGUGGUUCAGUUUCGUUAGGUUUCACAUCGUAUUCCAUAUUCGUUUUUGUUUCAGAUGAUUAUCAGUCGUAAGCGAUAUGAUGUAUUUUGUUUGUAUCAAGCAUGGAUGAAGUUUGUUUUCACUUGAUUGAUUUUGCUUGGGGAACGAAUCUGAUACUCCUUUUGUUUUGCUAUGUGAUUGUGGCUUUGUUACCAAAAAUAGAUUAGGUGUUGUUUCAUAUGAUUAGCACUUACUAGUUAUGAAUUUUGAUAUCUCUUCAAGAUAUUGUGAACAUGCUGAUACUUGACUAUCACUUGUAAGCGGUGUAUUUUGUUUGUAUCAAAUAGCUAUGAAAUUUGUUUUCACUUGAUUUAUUUAGCUUGUGAACUAGCUGAUACUUGAUUUCUUUUUCCUUGUCAAUCUUUCUAAACAAACCUACUAUGAUGUAUUUAGCUUAUGGAACAUGAUUUUUUUUAUCUGGAUGAGUGCUUGUGAUGAAGUUUGGAGAUCGAUUGAUUGUGAACUUGCUUAUACUUUUAUUUCUUCUUUGACCUCUUUCAAGCAUCUCUUCACAAAAAGUCAAAGCCAAAGCUCCUAAACAUGGUGACAACAAGGUCAUGCCUAUCAUGGUAAUAUGUGGGUCUCUAAGUCUAAUCAAAUUAAUACUAAUUUCAAAACUUUAACUACUAAAAAUAAUUAUUUUCUUUGCACAAAGUUUACAAAGACUUGGAAUAGUGGAAACUUCUUCAACAAACACCUAUAAUAUAUGUAGUAAUAAAAAUAUUAAAUUAAUCAUAGAAGCUGAUCUUUGAACAUAAAAAUCUAAGUUUUAAUCAAAUAAAAACAAGUUUUACAUUUUAUUCUGUGAAUAUCUUGAUAUUGAAAAGUACAUUUGUUUAGUAACUGGUUAGCAAUAAUUAAACCUGGAGGGGAUAAAAAAGUUGAACCAAAGUAAACAAUCUCAUAAAUGACAAGUUAAGAAACAAUUUUAAGGUGAACAAUGAACAUGUAGAACAAUUAGAUAUUAACAUGAAUUGCGAGGUAAUAUGAAGUUUCAAAAUGUAGCUUUAUUAGCAACAUUAUGGCAACAAUUUAGUAAUUUUAGAUUGUAUUUUUAUAACUAAGUUCUAAGGAACAAAUAUUUAGGCAGAUUAUAUUUUUCGUUGGGGUUCUCUUUAUUUAUUUAUAUAUAAAUUUGAAAGCAAUAAAAAUAAACAUGGAACAUAUUAGCAUCACAGAAUACAUUUGGGCUUAUAUAUUUAAAGUAUUUUAAAGACUCCUUGAUUUUAUUUUGAAGUAUUGAAAACUCAUUUUAAGUACCAUUUUACUCUGCUAACAUGAUUUUGUUGGUAAUCCUCUGCUAACAUGAUAUUAUGAAUGUCUUUUACAUGUCGAAAUAAAAUAGAUAUAUUUUUGCUUUCUAAACAUCAUGAAUUAAGUUAAGAAUUAAGCUUAUACAUAUUUUAACAUAUACUCUUUCUGUUUUACAAAAAAAAAAAAUCAUUGUGACAUAUUUUACUCUAAUUAAAAAAUUUAUAAAGUAUACUAGUCUAUCUUUAUUUAAUAUACAAUUAAGUAAACAAACUUGAUUUUGAUAAAAAAAUAUUGGUUAUUGAAAAGACAAAUAAAUAAAUAUAUAAAGUUACAUUGAAAAUAUAAAAUCAUUUAGAAAAUAACUGAUAUUUUUUGCGAAACAACGAGAAUGUGAUAUAUGGAAUAUCCUAUCCAUACAGUGUCAAUAAGUAUGAGAAAAGAAAAUUUAACUUCUUUUUUCCUGGUUUGUUCUUUUUUUUUCAAAAGUUGGAUAUGUCAUGUCUUUUUUUUCCUUCUUUUUUGUGUGCACGAUUGGUCAUAUGUCACAAUCAGAAAUUGAAGUAUAUGCCAAUAUUGGAAAAAGUGUAUACUGAUACAAUAGUAAACACAAAAAGAAAAGAAAAUUUAACUGCUCGUGUGUGUCUCUGCCACUAGUCUUCAAUUUUGUCAGCGUCUUCUGAACUUAAAAAGUUGUGUCAUUCAAUCUACAGCUCUUGUUCUUUCUUUUCUUCUCCUUGGUCACUGUCUGUUGUUGUUAAUAUCUGAAACGAAGAAAUAAAGAAGAGAGACAAAAAGACAUCUUUUCGUAUAAUCUUCAUAGUUGUUAAAGAUUCUUCUUUUGGCUAUUAUAUUAUUAUAUCAUAUUUAUCAUUUCAUUGCUGGUUCUUCUGAUAAAAAGGGCGGUCCCUUUCUUCACCAGGUUCUUUCUGGUGUAGCCUUUAUCCAAUUCCAUGACAGAACCAGAGUUGACAAGACACAAGUUGUUAUGUAAUGACUCGACUUGCUUCUUUUACUUACGUAAAGAAUUCUCAUCUCAGGCGAAUCUUUCCCCAAGUGACUCCCGAUUUCUAGGGCUCGAGUCAGUUUAGGGGAAAGUUCAAGAAGCUAAGUUGUUGUUUCCUGAUUACAAAAAUGUCGGAAAGGGUAGAAGCAUCUGUAGCAGAAGGAGAGAACACGAUUGAAGAAAGACACAUUGGAGCUAUGUGGGAGCUAGAGCAGAAACUUGAUCAAUCCAUGGAUGAAGAAGCUAAUAAGAUUAAGAUUAUGUACAGAGAAAAGGGCUUGUCAAUGUGGAUGCUACUGAGACUAUCAUUCCAAAGUCUAGGCAUAGUUUAUGGCGAUUUAGGGACUUCUCCAUUGUAUGUGUUCUACAAUACAUUCCCUGAUGGGAUUAAAGACAGUGAAGAUGUAAUCGGAGCUCUUUCUUUGAUCAUUUACUCUCUUCUGCUUAUACCUCUCAUCAAGUAUGUGUUUAUUGUCUGCAAAGCUAAUGACAAUGGUCAAGGUAAGCUUUUAAAAAGCUUGAUCAUUGUUUUUAACCAAACCGGUUUAGUUUAUACUCAAUGUUUGUGUGCAGGUGGGACUUUAGCUAUAUACUCACUGCUUUGUAGACAUGCUAAAGUGAAUCUCAUCCCGAAUCAGCAACGCAGCGAUGAGGAUCUGACUACUUAUAGUCGAACUUUAGUCGCUGAAGGGUCUUUUGCUGCUAAAACAAAGAAGUGGUUAGAGAGUAAAGAAUCUAGAAAGAGAGCUCUUCUCUUCGUUGUUCUUCUCGGGACUUGUAUGAUGAUCGGUGAUGGUAUCUUAACUCCAGCCAUCUCUGUUCUUUCAGCGACUGGUGGGAUCAAAGUCAGUAGCCCAAAGAUGAGCAGCGACAUUGUUGUGGUUAUGUCCAUUGUCAUUUUAGUAGGCUUGUUCAGUAUGCAACACUACGGUACAGACAAAGUCGGGUGGCUCUUUGCCCCUAUUGUCUUCAUUUGGUUCCUCUUCAUUGGAGCCACUGGCAUAUACAACAUCUUCAAACACGACACGCGCGUUUUAAAAGCGUUUUCGCCAACAUAUGUAUACUUGUACUUCAAAAGACGAGGUCGAGAUGGUUGGAUCUCCCUCGGCGGCAUUCUUCUCAGCAUUACAGGCACAGAGGCUCUAUACGCAGACAUUGCUUACUUCCCGUUACUAGCGAUACAGCUCGCUUUCACCUUCUUUGUGUUUCCUUGUCUUCUUCUAUCGUACUGCGGACAAGCUGCGUAUCUCGUGAACAACAAGGAUCAUUACGAUGACGCGUUCUAUGCAUCUAUCCCAAGGAAUGUAUAUUGGCCAAUGUUUGUAGUUGCCACUGGAGCUGCAAUCGUUGGGAGCCAAGCUGCGAUAUCAGGGACUUACUCGAUUAUCAAGCAGGCUGUGUCUCAUGGAUGUUUUCCUCGUGUUAAAAUUGUACAUACUUCCAAGAAGUUCGUUGGUCAGAUCUAUUGCCCUGAUAUUAACUGGAUGCUCAUGCUUGGCUGCAUCGCCGUCACUGCUAGUUUCAAGAAUCAGAGCCAAAUCGGAAAUGCAUACGGGACUGCGGUUGUGCUUGUGAUGCUUGUGACCACGUUACUAAUGGUACUAACCAUGCUGCUCGUGUGGAGGUGCCACUGGAUCCUUGUCCUUAUAUUCGCCUUCCUCUCGCUCGUGGUGGAGCUGUCGUACUUCUCGGCUGUGCUCUUAAAGGUCAACCAAGGAGGCUGGGUUCCGCUAAUCAUAGCAGCCAUCUCUCUUCUAGUAAUGUCGGUUUGGCAGUACGCAACAGUCAAGAAGUAUGAGUUCGAAAUGCACAGCAAAGUUUCCAUGAGUUGGAUACUCGGUCUUGGUCCUAGCCUCGGGCUUGUUCGUGUCCCAGGGGUAGGGUUAGUCUACACAGAGUUAGCGAGUGGUGUCCCUCACAUCUUCUCUCAUUUCAUCACUAACCUGCCCGCGAUUCACUCUGUGGUAGUCUUUGUCUGCGUCAAGUACCUUCCGGUCUACACUGUCCCUGAAGAAGAGAGGUUUCUUGUGAAGAGAAUCGGACCGAAGAAGUUCAGAAUGUUCCGCUGCGUAGCCAGGUAUGGUUACAAAGAUCUACACAGGAAAGACGAUGAUUUUGAAAACAAACUGUUAACUAACCUCUCCUCUUUCAUCCGAAUCGAAACUAUGAUGGAGCCAGCUUUAACCUCAAGCACCUACAGCAGCGCGUUCUCAGUCAACUAUACACAAGAGUCUAGAGAUGAGUUGCUCCGUAACAAUAGCAACCACAACAACAGCAACAUGGAUAUGUUCUCAUCGAUGGUGGACUACACUGUGUCAACCCUAGACACGAUAGUUCCAGCUGAUUCACCCCGUAAUGCAACGAGUUUAAGUCAGAACAACACGGUGGAGGAAGAGGAGGAGGAGGAGGAGGAUGAGUUGGAGUUUCUAAAGACAUGUAAAGAGUCAGGGGUUGUUCAUAUCAUGGGGAACACUGUGGUGAAAGCAAGAAAUGGAUCAUGGCUUCCUAAAAAGAUUGCGAUUGAUUAUGUAUAUGCGUUUCUUGAUAAGAUUUGUAGAGAGAAUAGUGUUAUCUUACAUGUUCCUCAUGAAACCCUUUUGAACGUUGGACAAGUCUUUUAUAUUUAGUUUUGUUCUUCUUUCUAUUUCUUUUUUCUUUUUGUAAAACAACUGCAGAUGAAGGGUAAUAAAGGAUGCUAAUUACAAA